GCCUCCGUUAAAAACGGCAGAACCCUACAAAGAGGAAGAGUUCUUCUCUGUAUGGGCGGGUAACAACGACAGGUGCUAUGCUCAAAAUUUUGCAAAAUCAGUCCAGGAGCAUUGAUUCCAUGCUAUAGUUAUCAAGGAAUGAGCUUCGUCAAUUCAUGGCGUAUUAUCAUUCUUUGCAUCUCCACAGUCGUUCCUUAUGGAGUAGUCUUCCUUCGUUGGGAAGAAAAUUCUCAAGGACUCAGAGGGGUGUGAACAACUUGUACCACCUCCAGAAAUGCUAUCUAAUUUGUCCUUCACCGGUUCAAUCUAUUAAGGACUACUGUAGUUUAUCCAACAAUUUAUGCUCAGAUUCACCUCAAAUUCUUCAUGCAACUUCUUCUAGUGCGGAAGUAAUUUCUUCUAGAAGGGAACAAAUAUCACAUCCUGAGGCAACCAUUAAUACACUGAAGCAGGAAGAAAGAGCAGUGGCUUCUACUUCCUCAGAUGGUAGAGUGAUGCUCAUUGAUGGCACAUCAAUCAUAUACAGAUCUUACUUCAAGCUUUUAGCAAAACUGAACCAUGGUCAUCUAUCUCAUGCUGAUGGCAAUGGAGACUGGGUUUUAACCAUAUUCACAGCUCUAUCUCUUAUAAUUGAUGUUCUGAAGAUUUUACCUUCACAUGUGGCGGUGGUGUUUGACCAUGAUGGAACUCCAUUUGGUCAUACUUCUAUUUCUUCAAAAGAAAAUUUCAGAGCAAAAGGAGCUAAUUUCCGUCACACUCUAUACCCUUCAUACAAGAGCAACCGCCCCCCUACACCUGAUACCGUAGUGCAAGGUCUUCAAUAUUUGAAGGCAGCCAUCAAAGCUAUGUCCAUUAAUGUGAUUGAGGUACCAGGGGUAGAAGCAGAUGAUGUCAUUGGAACAUUGGCUAUAAGGAGUGUUGAGGCUGGUUUCAAGGUGCGUGUUGUUUCCCCUGACAAAGACUUCUUUCAAAUUCUAUCUCCCUCAUUGCGUCUUCUAAGGAUUGCACCACGUGGAAUUGAGAUGGUUUCAUUUGGAAUGGAGGAAUUUGCUGAAAGAUAUGGAGAUCUGAAACCAUCUCAGUUUGUUGAUGUUGUUGCUCUUAUGGGCGACAGUGCUGAUAAUAUUCCAGGUGUUGAUGGUAUUGGAAACGUUCAUGCUGUGGACUUGAUAAUUAAAUUUGGUACAUUGGAGAAUUUAUUACAGUGUGUUGAUCAAGUUGAAUCCGAACAUAUCAGAAAGGCCUUGAUAGCACAAGCAGAUCAGGCCAUGUUAAGCAAGAACUUGGCAAUGCUGCGUUGCGACCUUCCAUUCUACAUGGUACCGUUCGAUACUAGACAGCUUACGUUCAAGAAACCAGAGGACAACGGGGAGAAAUUCACGAGUCUCCUGACUGCCAUCAGUGCCUAUGCAGAAGGAUUCUCAGCUGAUAAAAUAAUUCGAAGAGCUUUCCAUUUGUGGAAGGAGCUUGAAGCAAAGUGAUUUUUUUUUUAUUCUAUUUGUUCAGGAUUCAAGAUCGAUGAUCAAUAGAUAACGUGCAUUUUGUGUAUAAAUGACUCUGCUAUCGGCUGAUUUUGAAACUGGGUGCAGAAGUGCAUAACAAUCUAUACCUCCAUUAAAUAUAAAUUUGUCCAUUUA
Molecule: messenger RNA, 1637 nt
Organism: Rubroshorea leprosula
Lineage: Eukaryota; Viridiplantae; Streptophyta; Magnoliopsida; Malvales; Dipterocarpaceae
Source: the annotation of a GenBank genome assembly